AUGCCGGACUCCUCCUGCUUCUUGCUGGCUGGCUUCUCGCUCGUCCAGUCUGCAUUCCCAAUCUACUACGCUUAUUCCUGGGCAAACAUCGAUUCUACGGACACCAACGAGAACACACACAACACCUCACUGUACAAAGUGUUCGGUACCUACGUCGGUGUGCUGUGGUUGCUCACCAUUGUCAACAUCUUGGCUCCACUGAUCGGGAUCGGCGAUGACAGAGGGCAAAGAAAUUUCAUCAGGACAAUCGCCUUUCUUCUCAACUUGUUGGGAGGUCUUGCUGUGACAGUCUUGGGCAUUUGGAUCAUUGCUGCUGUCUUCCCAACAACUGCUUGUGUCAAACUUGGUUUGAUGGCUGCCUCCAGUCACUGGGCGUGCUCUGCAUACCACAUCAUCAGCUGGAUGCAUUUCAUCAUCUUCUGCUUGCUCGCUCUUUUCCUGAUCCUCCUCCCAUGUCUCAUCGAGUCUCUUAAGAGACCAAUCCACGACAUUCUGAACACAGCUGGAACAAGAUCGAUUUGUCCUGAUUCAAUCAUUGACUGGAUUCACAGCAUGUUGGGUUGCUGUGAAAAGAUCGUAUUGAAGCCAUACACCCUUGGGCCCAUAGUGCCACCGCUUGUUGCUGUUAACUCCUAUCCCGUGCUCACGCCAGUGGUAUCCUCCCCAGGAGUGGUCGCUUUGCAGCCUCCCGUCCUUCAUCAGACUCAGAUACCUGUCUCCCCGUUUUAG
Messenger RNA from Guillardia theta CCMP2712, 729 nucleotides. RefSeq lists its product as hypothetical. The record is from RefSeq and is a predicted model, not a curated record. Bases 1 to 729 code for a protein of 242 amino acids. The transcript has a single exon. Lineage: Eukaryota; Cryptophyceae; Pyrenomonadales; Geminigeraceae.